Ruditapes philippinarum (Manila clam) is the source of this 9872-nucleotide messenger RNA. RefSeq lists its product as uncharacterized. Gene Ontology annotation, biological process: positive regulation of transcription by RNA polymerase II; oxidative demethylation. Lineage: Eukaryota; Metazoa; Mollusca; Bivalvia; Venerida; Veneridae. The record is from RefSeq and is a predicted model, not a curated record. Gene Ontology annotation, molecular function: DNA 5-methylcytosine dioxygenase activity. The transcript is spliced from 9 exons. Gene Ontology annotation, cellular component: nucleus. The coding region runs from base 474 to 6809 and encodes 2111 amino acids.
GUUUUACAUGUAGGAGGUUUAAAUUAAAAACUUGACAAGCCUGAUCUACCUUAUUUGUAGUAAUGGAUCAGCCCUAGUCAUACAUUUUAUUGACUGAACAUUCAAACUGAGGCAAUAUUGACUGACAUAUUGGACACAGUCUUCCCUAUUUUUGCCUCAAGAGUUGAUCAAUAUUGCUUUUGCUUUGUUAGCAAUGUUAUCAAUGGCUCUCUACUAGGUCAUGUACAGUGAAAUUGGAUUUAGUUUUGUGUAUUGUUGUUUGUUAGUGAGAUACUAGCGGUAUUGUUUGCUCUAAUUCUUUUCUCUGGAUGACUUAUCGUGAAUGUACCUUAAUAGCUUAGUGGAGAUAUCAAGUUGGGUUCAAUUUAUACAAAGAUAGUGGAUAAAUACACCUAAGUUUAACAUAUGGAAAUGGACAUGUGAUAUAGGAGUUUAUAAGAGCUGGGAACACACAGGAAAAAGCUCAGGAAAUCAUGCAUGGUGCUGCCUCUCCAUUUGCUUGGCAGGGGCUUAGCCCAUAUGAUGUUUACCAGCAGGCAGCUCAGGGGCUUCAGCCCCCGGCUGUGCUGUCACAACUGCCAGCACAUUCUCAUUUACCACCCAUGCAGUCAGUCAUGAAUCCAAGACUUCCACUUCCAUGGAUUAAUCCAGAUCUCAGAACACCUACAUCAUCCAUGGAUUCAUACUUACAUAAAUUACAAGAAAUGAAUGGCUUCCCAUCUAGAUCCAUGUUCGAGACCUCUCAAGGUGCAACUGACGUACCUUUACCAGGCAGCCUUCCAGCAUUUCAUUCUCUGUCUGAUAGAUACAAAACUUCCAAUGAUUUAUACUCUUCUAUAGAGAAUGGUUUAUAUAAACAUGAUCAUUUGGAUACUUUGGAUUCAAGUAAAGAAAAAAUGAGACAUUCAUCAAAUUCAUCACAACAUACAAGAAGAGAUUUACCAUCGUUGCCAUUCUUGCCUCACAUGUCAGCUGGAGAAGUAAACACUCACAGUAUGCAUUCAAGUGAAGCGUUUUCUCAUCUGAAAUGGAAGAAUGCAUAUUUGCCGCCAGCAUCAACCAGUGGCUCAAUGUCAUUAAAUGUGUCAUCACAGUCAACUACCUCAGCAGAUCUUAUGCCAGUACCGUCGACUGCUGCCAGUGUUAUACCAUAUUAUUCAAAACCCAGGGACAUUGAUACAUACUCUAUGCCGAACGGUUUGUUGAAUGAUGCCGCAAGCAAAGAAGCAGCUAGGAUUCUAGAAGAAGCAAAUCUGUCCAAUAUGAAAUCAGGGUUCGCUUUUUCAGACAGGAAACUAAAGUCACCAUUUACAAACAUAUCAAAUGAACAUAGGCAGCAGCCAUCAUUAUCAUCAGAACAUCAAGGGUUUCCUGUACCGCCUUCAAGUCACAGUUAUCAGCCUCUGCAGCUCAAGCCUCCUGUCGACUUCCGCCCAGAGAAUCAAGUGCAUUCUGCUUUUCCAAAACUUCCAGAUGGGCCAAUGCUAGGGCAGUCUGUUAGUCCAAUGCAGCAGCCUCACAGACCUCCUGCUGGGCCAAUGCCAGGUUAUUCCUCCAUGCCAGUACAAGGCCAAUCUGAUGCACCAUUACAAAAGCCCCCAUCAGUUCAAGGCGGGUCGGUUCAAGGCAAUAUGUGGUCUGAAUUUGUUUUACCACCCCCAAAUGUUGAACUUCAGAUGUCCAAAAAUGCAGAAAUGAAUACUUCAAAAAGGACAUCAAGUUUUCUCAGUGACUCUGAUGGCCUUAUACAAGCACAAAAAAGACAAAAGCAAGAUGAAAGUGAUGCAUCUAAAGUAACUAGUGUAGAUGAUCCUGUUGAAAAAGAGAAAGUUGAUGAGAAGAGAAAGAAAGAUGAAAAACUAACAAGAAGGAAAAGCUUUUCUGAGGACCCUGCUAUAGAGGCUUUAGUGGAUGCCAAAGUUCAAGAGAUAAUGGCAGCUUGUAAAGAGAAAGCUCAAACAAAAACGAGUGCUGAGAAAUCUAGACAUGUCAAAUCCCCGAAACAACAAAGCGGACACGUGGCAAGUAAUUAUGAUAAUCAGCAAGUUCAUGCAAGUAACUGGCCUAAACCACAUCCUGGCCACCAAACUUAUCAAGCUAAACCUGUACAGAAUAGUGUUUAUGACUUUGAUGAAAGUGCAGACAAUUUAAAUAUACACAGUAAAAGUUCAUACAAGGACUUACCCCAUCAAGUAAUGGACAUAAGGCGAUAUAACAAAGAGAAACAUAUGUUAAAAUCAGAUCCUGAUGUGAAUUCUUUUGGUGUCCAUCAUGCUGAAAAUAAGUUUAGAGAAAAAGUGAAAAUAAAUGAGCAGUUGAAACAAAAAGUGGAAUAUAGUAAUCAUCACCAUUUCCAAAUGUCUGACAAAGUGAUGAGUCAGCAAAACGUACCUUUGAAUGGUUUUCAUCCCAAUUUGAAUGUAAAUAGUCAAAUUAAAAACAGUUUAAAUCAUUACAUGUAUGAAAAAGAGAAUAAUAGUGGCAUAAAUGAAUUAAAAGCAGACUCUAAUAGCAAUGAAGGUAGUAAAUCAGGUGUAAAUAUAUCUGAAUUUCCUGAAAAAUGUCAUAAAAGUGUUAACAAUGGACCAGAGGUAAUGAAAAGUUGGAAUACGGGACAAUUUCCAUUUUUACCGGAGAACAAAAAAGUUAAUAAUAUGAAUUACAUGGACAAAUAUCGUGGAGUAAAUAAUAAAAAAGGGGUUAAAGUUGAAAAGACACCACACAAGCUGAAAAAUAUAACAAAAAUCGAGAGGCCUUCUGGACCACUCGGUAUAACGAAAAAAUUUGGAAAAUCUUAUGGAAUUAAGUCUUCAUUUUCAAUGCACAAAAAGACUCCAAAAUAUAAUAAUUUGAAAUUACCAGCAAUCCGUAAAAAAUGGAGAAAUAACCCAAAGUAUGUUAAAAAGCCAAAAGAUGACUUUGCUGAAAAAUUAAUAAAAAAUCUUGGAUUUCCGCCACUAACAUUAAAGGACCUUAUAUCUAGGAAACAAUAUAAGCUACCACAUGGAUAUAAUAAUGGCUAUUCAACUAUAGCAGCCAGCAUGCUGAAUGCGGAAGACAAAGCCGCAAGUCGCGGUACCCUUCCUGCCGCAGAUAACAAUACUACUGUAUCUAUAUCUGGUAAAAAUUGUCAGGUCUCAGAAAGUGUGCAAUCUGCAACAGAUAAAAGCAAUACAGAUCUUGAAGGUCAGCAGACGUCAUGUGCUGCCAAAUGUCAGAGGUCAAGAAGUGCAGACAAGUCUUCUGAGAAUGACCCUCAACCUGUACAAAGGUCAAGGUCAUGGUCACAUGGCAUGGUUGAUAACGGAUUCGGUAUAAAUGAGUUCAAUGAUUCAGCCGUGCCACAAGACAAAGAGCGGAUGAAGAAAAUAUCAGAGCAGAUUAGUGAUCUACAUGAACAGGUCACUGGGCAGGACAAUAAUUUAGAGAGGAAUACAGUGAUUGAAAUACCUAAUUGUGGAUGCCCCGGUACAGAGGAUAUAUCUAGUGAAACCAUUGACGGUCCGUACUAUACACAUCUGGGUGCUGGUCGCAGUGUAGAAGCCAUCAGAAAAACGUUAGAGAAAAGAACUGGUGAAAGUGGUAAAUCUAUCAGGAUUGAGAAAGUCAGAUACACUGGGAAGGAAGGUAAAAGUAAGCAAGGAUGUCCUAUAGCUAAAUGGAUUGUGCGACGGUCAGGUGAUGAUGAGAAGUAUCUGGCUCUGGUACGUCACCGUGUGAAUCAUGUAUGUGAGACGGCAUGGCUUAUUAUUGCCCUUGUUGCGUGGGAAGGUGUACCAGCCAUGCAGGCCGACCACUUGUAUGACUACCUCUCUAAAACUCUUCCAUCAUACGGAAACGAGACUGAGAGACGCUGUGGCACAAAUGACAGGAAAACAUGUGCAUGUCAGGGUGCCUAUCUAAUGAAGAGAGGGGCCUCUUUCUCAUUUGGCUGUUCCUGGAGCAUGUAUUUUAAUGGGUGUAAAUUUGCAAGAAGUACACAUGCCAGGAAGUUCCGGCUGAAGAACGAAGACAAGGAAGAACAGUUGGAGGAUAAACUACAAGCAUUGGCGACACAUGUUGGACCAUUAUAUCAACAGUGUGCACCUGAUGCCCAUGCCAAUCAGUGUUACUACUCAGACAAGGCGAAGGAUUGUAGACUAGGUGAUGCAGAGGGUAAACCCUUCUCCGGUGUAACAGCAUGUCUCGAUUUCUGCGCACAUGCCCACAAAGAUAUUCACAAUAUGAACAAUGGCAGCACUGUGGUGGUUACACUAACAAAACACCGAGGAUUGUCAAAGCCUGAGGAUGAACAGCUUCAUGUGUUACCUCUUUAUGUGCUAGACCCUACGGAUGAGGCUGGUAGCUAUGACGGACAGUGCAACAAGUUAAAGAAUGGUUCUCUAGAAGUCCUGCAUCAGUUUCCACUUGAGGCCAGAAUGAGAGCCCACCCUCUACAGUCAUGUAAGAAACGUCGCAUGAGCAAGAGAGGUCGAGGCGGUUCCCGGCAAACAAUGAAUGGUCGAACUUCGCCUUGGGAUUCCUCAUCGUCGGCUCAGUCUACCCCAAAGAAAGAUUUUUUACAAGGGCAAGAGGCCCUGCUUAGUCCUGCAAGCUCCCAUAAUAACACACCCGUUAAACAAUCUGCGAUGAAGUUACCAUUCAACAGUGAUAAACCGAUCUCAUACGAUGAUCUCAUGUCCAUGUCAACUCAGGAAGGCUUUAGUACACUGUAUGAUAACUUUUGGGACUAUUUUUACUCCUUUGGUGUUUUCCCUCCACCAGCAAUAUUAGCAGCCAGUCUGCAAGCAUCAGGAGAGGAUAAAUCUCUGGAUGCAGGGAAUUUUAAACUGAAUGAAAAAAGGCAGCAAGAUGUACCAAAUCAUUUAACUUCUGUUAAUGCUCUAAACCGAAGCUCAGUGCCUUCAAACAUGGCAAAUUCUCAGGAUAAACAAAAAACUGCCAUUUCACAAGAUCAACAACACAUGGCUAAUUCGCAACAUCAAGUGUCUAGGCAACAUGAUCAACAACACAUGGCUAAUUUGCAACAUCAAGUUUCUAGACCACAAGAUCAGCAUCACAUGGCUAAUUCGCAACAUCAACAUCAAGUUUCUAGACCACAAGAUCAACAACACAUGGCUAAUUCGCAACAUCAACAUCAAGUUUCUAGGCCACAAGAUCAACAACACAUGGCUAAUUCGCAACAUCAACAUCAAGUGUCUAGGCCACAAGAUCAACAACACAUGGCUAAUUCGCAACAUCAACAUCAAAUUUCUAGACCACAAGAUCAACAACACAUGGCUAAUUCGCAACAUCAACAUCAAGUGUCUAGGCCACACGAUCAACAACACAUGGCUAACUUUAAAAAUGACCCACAAAAUUCAUCUGUAUAUGCUUCAAGUUCUGUUCAAGUUCAAAAUCCAUUCAGUGAUCCACCUCAAUACUAUAGCAAACCUCCACCCUCAUAUGGAGAAGCAGUGAACUUUAGCUUUCAGGAAAAACAACCAAGUGUCAGUUCAAAUGAUACGCAUGAAAACUUUAGUACAAAAGAUAGACCCAUUCAGUCAGGAAUUACUGCCCGAAAUGAAACAGCAAAUCAGGGUAGUUUUGUCAAUGGGGGAAGUGAAAAUAAACAAAUAAGCCAUCAACAGGCAGCAGAUAAAACAAGUAAUGUGCCAUCAGGAUUUAAAACAGAUUCACAGGCUUUGGAUCUUUCAUUUUCAUCUAACAGCAGUAAAUCUGAUGGACUUGCAACAAGUCAGGACCUAACAGUGCCACCAUCGGAAAAUUGGGGAAGUCAAUCCAUGCAAGAACCUGCAAAAUCUCUACCUCAAAAUCAUUCGCUGGAGUCUUCUAUGAAUGCAAACAGAUCUCAGCAGUCUCCGUUGGAUUUGUUAACAAAGGCCAUGGACAUGCGUAGUAAGCAAGUAGGUUUCAACGGCACUCUCUCACAUGCCAAUAGUAGUAAUAGUGAUUUACAGACAGAAAGAGCAAUUCAUCAGCAAGGAUUCCCAGAUAAACAUAGUCAACAGAAUAAACCUCAGUCAGAUGAAAAUAAGUUUGGUGUUCCUAAGUUUGGACAUUAUCAUACAGAAAAUAAUUCUUUACAUCCUAGUCAUUUUCCAACUCCAGAAUUCGCCAAGGCUAAUCAACAAAAUACACAAAUGCAAAAUCAGUACGAACAAGUUGGAAUGAAUUCCGGGAAUCCUUGCUGGAAACCUUACGAUCCGAACAGAUUUGAGUUCCACGAAAGGCUUGAUACUGUUAAAACUGAGAAGUUAAAUUCAGAAGAUGCAAGCCUCCCAGAUCCCGAUGUCGUAAAGUGUGAGAUGCAAUACAAUGAGGAAGCUUUCAGAGAUGCACAGAUGGGAGGAGUUGCUAUAGCAUUGAGUCAUAGGGCGGUUCUUUUUGAAGUAGCCAAACGCGAGCUCCAUGCCACAACAGGACUGAAAAACCCUAAUAGGUAUCAUCCUACAAGAAUAAGUUUGGUUUUUUAUCAGCAUAAGAAUUUGAAUACAGAAAGGCAUGGUAUGUAUGCUUACAAAAAGAAACUCGAAGAUAUGAAAAUGAAGGAAAUGGAGCAGAUGCAGUUGGAAAGGGGCUAUGUAGACAUGCAGGAGAUUGAAAAUAGUCUAAAGGGCGGAAAGAAGCAAAAAUUAACUGAUGAAGAAGCAGAGAUUGCAGAAUUACUGAAGAGUUCGAAAGCAGAAUAUAAGUUUAUGUGGAAUUGUAAUACGAAUCGUUGCGAUUCCAAUACUACAGAGACUGUCUCAACUAAAUGGAUCGAUCCAUCACCGAUAGUGACUGGACCGUACCAGAAAUGGAUUUAGAUUGGUGUUGGCAAUACCAUAUAAUGGAUUUAGAUUUAGAUUGAUUCUGUUUGUACCGAACAAUGGAUUUAGAUAAAAAUUGAUGUGGUUAGUACAGGACAAUGGGUUUAGAUAUAGAUUGUCAUGGUUCAGUGAUGAUGAAGAUAUGAAUGAUCAUAAUCAGGCUAAAUAUUUGGCCAGUUGUUAGCUUAGAAUGUUAGACUACCGGUAUAUUCAUAGGGCCAAGUAUAAAUUAUUCUCUGGUGAUACAUUACAUCAUUGAAUUUACACCAUGUUUUAUAACUAGAGAUAACUUUAUAUUGUUAAUAUCACCCCUUGUAUUUAUUAGAAGAACUGUUUUUAUCUUGUUGUUUCUUGUAGAUGUUAAACUCUAUAUUUAUUUUUGAUUUUUCUCAGGAAUUUUUAAGAAGAUUUUUACACCCUAAUUAUAAUGUUUGCUGUACUAAUAGCAAAUUGUAUAGUAUAUAAUUAUACUUCAUGUAAAUUUGGACUAUUAAAUGUUGAAUUGCAUUGUGCGAGGUUAUAUAUGUGUUAUUUGAACUUUAAGUUCUAGAUUUAUGUAUGUGUUAGUGCUAGGAAACGAGUGUGUUGUUAUUAUUCUUCUGUUUGCUUUAGAUAUUAUUAUUAUUUUGUUUGUAUAGUCAGUGCUUGUUUCAGUAUUUGAAAGGGGAGAUAAUUCUCUGUGCAAGAUUUGUGCUUCAUUUCUUUAUUUUCCGACUGAUCUCACUUGUAGAGAUGUUCUGUGAUGUUUCUUUGUCUUUGGUUAAGUCUAAAAUUCAAAUUUGUAAACCAGUCAGAAAUUUUGAGCAUUUGAUUGGCUAUUUCAGACUGCAAGGUUGAAAUGAACCAAUAGAAGUUUAGCAUUUUCAGACUGGUUUAGACAUUUGAUUUUUAUUAUCUUUUGUAUGAUAGAAACUUGUUAUUGUAUAUAUUUAUAGUAUAUAUAACUGGUCCACCUGAAAAUUUAACAUAAUGAGUUUAGUUUUAAGAGAUGUUUCUCUUGUAAUUGAAAGUACAUGUAAUAAUGAAUUUAUAGUAAAGGUAUUGUAGAUGGUUUGUGAUAGAUGUUGUUCCCUGUAUAAUUCACACAGUUAAACUCUUAAAAUAGUUCAGAAAUGCUCAAUGUAAAAUGUAUACUUUAUUUUAUAUGCACACAAUUUUUUUUGUCUUUGAAAUAAAAUUGUCAUUGCAACUGUCUAAUUUUGUUCAGAUACAAAAAAUGUACAAAUAAUUGUAUUUAUGAUGAAUAUUUCAUUAAAAGAUAGAUCUACAUACUUCAAAACAAAUUAUUCCUAAUUUCUACCUUAUUUUAAGAUUGUUCAUUUACAACACAUUUUUGACAACUAUCAAAAAGAAAACAAUUUUGGUUUAGUUAUAUGUGAAAAAAUAAGUCAUUUUUGUGUACAAAAUGAAUUUUUCAAACGGAGCUUUUUGCAGUCUUGUAUUUUGCUUUAAAGAGAGUGCCUGUAUAAAUGCUGUGCAUUAGAUACAUGCCGGAAAUUAUAGAUAAGAAUCAUAGUGAGCUACUUAGGAUAGGCUGAUACAGUGUUUUUAGGUGUUAACAGUUCACUCAAACACCUCUCAGACACUCUGGUCAGGAUUCUUGAAACUUGGAUUUAGGCAUCUCAACAUGGGUUUUUCAGUUCAUUCCAGGACUGGUUUUUAAUCUACUAGAGAUAAUAUAUAAUGUCUUUGAUUUAACCAUAAGAACAAGAUUAUAGGGGCUUCUUCAAUUAACGUUUGAGCUGAACUUUGUCAGCCUAUAAAGAUUGAAUGAAUAGUUUAAACUGUUAAAAAGGUAGUUAUACAUAUAGUUAAAAAGAUACCAUCAUUAUACCAUGUAAACAUUGUGUGUUAUUGUUAGUUUUUUCAUCUUGGCUGCCUUAGUAAUAUUUAUCUCUGGAAAGAAUUUUACCAACUUAUACCAAUUUAUACAGCCAUUAUAUUCUGGUUAUUUUAAUGUCUGACAAAAAUGUGCACUGCUGAAUAUUCUGAAAUUAUUUAUAUACACCAGCUUUUCUUUUCUCUUCUCUGGAAAAGAGAGAUGUUUCAGGUAAAUUGCAGCACUUUUAUAUAAUAUCUGAUUUACAGACUGUUUAGGUGAAUCUUUGAAAUAUUGUUAACUGUUGAUUAUAUAAUGUUAUAAUUUCCUUUAGUACCUUGUCACAGUUUUUGAGGUUUUUUUUUUUUUUUUUAAUAUGCUUCAAGAGUUAUCCCUCUUGAUAACUUUGAUGUUUUCUUGAGUUUUUAAAUGUUCUUGACAGUGUAAUGUACAUUUGUUCUUAUACUGCACUGCCAUUGUUUAGUGACUAAUGAGUUAUUACUUGAUAAGAUUGUUUGAUUAGAAUAUUUUUAAUGUGUUCUAUUUUUCAAUUUGUUAAGAAUCUAUUCUUAAAAAGCAAGAUUUGUUUUGAUAUGCCAUUUUAGGUUAAAAAGUCAUUUUUUUUUUCUAAGUGUUUUUUAAAAAGUUUUACUGUUAAAAAAGUUCUAUUGUUCGUCUUUGUCUUUAAAUCUUUUUUUAAUGAAGUUCUUUUUGUUAAACUUUCUUUUAAAUAUUGUUUACUUGUUGUUAGAUCAGAUAAUUUGGUAUAUCUCCAGUUGAUUAAAACAAAAUGUUUUAUAUUCCGUCUCCUUAGUGCAAUAAGUGGUUAACUCCCAAUUAAUUUAGAAGGACUUAACUCGUUACAUCACUAAGUUGACGUUUUACUAUUUUUAGGUUUUAUUCAAAAAACAUUUUAUUUAUUCUAUAUACAUGUACUAGCCUCAAGUGAGGUACUUUUUUAAUAAUUUACACUGAACAGUUUAUAAAUGAUCUUUUGAUACAUGUUUAGAUUUUAUUUUAAACUUAAUUAACCAUUGAAGACAUACAGAAAAGUAGAAGACAUUUGGCAACCUUUUCCCCUCUCCUGCUUAUGUUCAAAUCAGGCUAGAGACUUAUUGAUAUUUCAGGAAUCCUAUUAUGCAGUUGGCCUGAAUUUUUGCAUGGAAUGACACCCACAGUCUUUUUCCACCAGUAAAAUUGACGUGUCAUCUUAAGUGUUUUUGGUAUGACUUGAUACCUUA